Molecule: messenger RNA, 6853 nt
Organism: Dreissena polymorpha
Lineage: Eukaryota; Metazoa; Mollusca; Bivalvia; Myida; Dreissenidae
Product: mitogen-activated protein kinase kinase kinase 5-like
Exons: 9
Coding region: 457-1509 (350 amino acids)
Molecular function (GO): protein kinase activity
Source: RefSeq, a predicted model, not a curated record
UAAAACCUUGUUAGUGCUCUUGUUGCUAUAGUGAAACAUUGUAAACUCUCUAUAAGUCACAUUUUAGUUCAAUCUUAAUGAAACAUGCUGAGAAUGUUCCUAUAAUAUAUUGAUUUAGUUUAAAAAUGGUUCCAGUGCUCUGAAGAGCAUGGUUUCCAGGGGCGAGCAAAUAUCUUCUUGUGAACCUUAUGAUGAUAUUUAUGUUUCAUUGAGUACUUUUAUUAUUUUGAACUCCACCUUCCAAGAAUAGUUUAGUUCAUUCGGGUCUUAGGUGAGCGCCUUAGGGCCAUGACCCUCUUUUUUAUUCUAUAAUGUUAAUACCUAGUGCCUGUGCUAUGUCUACUCCUGCUGGUGCAAUGUGUGAUAACGUGUUGUGCGGCUGGUUUCAGUCGGUCUCCCUCGCCAACGCCCACCUCCCCUGGUCCCUCAUCCCCGGGCCUUGGCUUCUCUAUAUCCAUGAACGAGAUGAUGUCCCCUGAGACGGACAGCUACCGCAGUCAGACGGGCUCCCACGACAGCUCGGGACAGGGAUUCUACAUGCUACGCAAGGACUCCGAGAGGAGACUCACGCUUGUCCAACUUCUCACACGCAAUGAAGAUGUCACCAGGGUGAUAGAAACAUGGAUGAUUUUUAUUCAUCGAGAUGCAACUAUCUCUAAUCCCAAACUGACACGAGAACAUCUGAUGAUUCUGCUCAAAGCUUUACGUGAAUAUGUGCAAGAGCAGGACACUUCCUACAUCAAGGACGCCCUAGACAAAGUGAAGGAGAUGCUGGAGUAUGACCACACAGCGCUGAUAGAACUGCAGCUGGCCCUGUAUGUGUUCCAGGAGGCAGUGAGCUUUAACCUGAAGAACCGUGACAUACAGCCUCACUGGAUGUUUGCCCUAGACAACCUGCUGAGGAGUGCCACCCAGGCAGCCAUCACAGUCCUCUCUCCAGAGCUGGGAGCCAACCUGGCAGGUGAUGGUCAGAUAGAGGGGGACGCUGCCACGUCUGGGGUACCCUCCACCAACUCGGGCAAGUCAGCUACUGGGGAAUUCCGCAAGUCUGUCAACGCAGAGAUACGAAAACAACUGGAAUCAUAUGAGGAUGAAAAUCUGAUAUUGCUGCAGCAGCUGCUAGAUGUAGAGAGGUCAUACAAUGAGCUGCUCAAGAAAACCAUUGCAGACAAGAAACUGCAGAUAGAAGUCAUACAGCAGUUAUCCAGUGCGAGUUGGCCUAUAGCCCCGACCAGUCCCCCGUUUUCCAGUAGCAGUAUGGGCCUGGGUCCCUCUGUCGUGAUCAACGAGCCACCAGAUGAGGCCCUUGUCAACUGGCUCAGACAGUGUGCCAUAGACACACACGCCAUUGAGAAGAUUGUCAGUGAGCAGUACACAUUGGAGGACCUGAAGGAGCUGGUUACGUAUGAGCAGCUCAUCAGCCUCAACAUCAGGGGGGGUAUGGUAUGUCGUGUGUGGAGGGCGAUACAGACUCACCGUGCCAGGCGGCAGUCCAAGGGUAAGAGAUAGCCACAGCCCCAUUCAGCACCACACACCGUUGGGAGCCUCUCACAUCUCAUGUGCAGUGUCAGAUCUCUAGUGUCGAAACUGUCAGCACUGACACCCCAGCCGUAUGCUGCUGCCUUCCUAAAAGGACGUGGGGAUAGCAGGUCAAUGCUCAACCCUGGCCUAUCUACAGACUGCUUGCUUCUUGCAAACUACACAUCACAAAUGCAAUUCUUCAUUUCCAUGAUACAAGUACUCAAUCCAUUAAUGAAAUGGUAUAUUGAAGCCAGUGUCACUGAAUUAGGCAGUAAAUGUAUAUGUGGUGUGUUUGGACCUGUUAUUGCAUGUAACAAGGAGAUCUGAAAUACUGCGAACUCUUCAAAACGUGAACCUCACUUGAAGGAUUGUAACAGACUCUGCUGUGAUAUGCAACAUUACCUGAGUGUACCCAUUAUACAGAUAUGUUCGAGAACCAUGCAGACUGCUCUGGUGUGGUCAUUGCUUACCAUGCUGGAAGGACAGCAUCAACUGUGUGUCCUAGAUAAGGGCUCUGUUGGUUUUAGUACAUCCACGCAUGGAAAAAUCCAAUAACAUUGUGAAAUAAAAACAGUUAUGCCAUAAUAGUGGGCGUGUUGGCUUUUUCAAGAAAGUGGUAAUACAGCUACAUGUAUAGUACAGGGUGAAGAUAAGAUACAAGAUUAUAGUCAUGGUUAUGCCUCACUUUAUCCUAUCAUUGUCUUUAUAGUUUUGACACAAAUUUUGCAUUCCAAAUGACCAGGCUGGAGUUUGGUCAUGUCUUCAUGUCUUGUGAAAAGUUUAAUUGAUGAGUAUGUUGUGUUUUAGUUCUGUUUUAAUAUCAGGUCUCAAAUGCCUUUACUGUGGAUAUAUUUAUUAAUACAUUUUGCCUUCAGUGUGUUGAAAAAGACAAUUGCAAACCCCUUAAUAUUUGAUAAGUGUGUACUGCUUACCUCCAGUGGUUGCUCUACUUAGCCACGUUGCGGACUACGAUGGGAAGUGUGUGGUUGUGGUUUUUGAUCAGUUUACUUUAUCUGGUCAUCUAAUAUUUAUGACAGUAUGACUUUUUUAUCGGAGAUACUGUGAUGCUAUUUAAAGGUUAUUGAAUUAAUAAUUUAGUUAUGAACUCUUCCAAAAAUAAGCCAUGGAAACAAAUGUUUUUAUUUUUAUUAAAAACAGAACAUAUAUGGAAGGCAGAUUAUUGUGUGUUUCCACCAUUCUUGCAUGUUAUCACUGUUCUUGGUGUUUGUGAAACAGCAUAGCCCAGUCUGCAAUUCUCACAAGACAGUCUGUACAUGCCUAGUAUGUGCAUGCACAUGUUCUUGCAAGAUUGUCUGUACAGCCCCAGUUUUAUUUCAUCAUUUUGCCUAUGUAAUUCCUAUUGAUCACUGUUAUUGUUCAUUGUACUUCUGUGUAUCAAAUAAUGAGAAAGUGUACAAUUCUGAUAAUAUAUCGACUGUACAUGUACCUAACAGAUAUCCAUCCUUUAAGAAACACAAAUCUAAAUGUUCUGCAGCCUUAUGAAUUAGCACAUUUGAUUGCUUGCGCUCAGCGUGUUGUAGACGACACAUCAGACUGUGCUCUCAAUGUUCCUAGAAGGGAUAUCCAUGAAUAUGUGGAUGUCUGAAUAUCCGGUUACCUGAUGAGUAUAUGGAUGUUUAUUCAGUAUCAGAAUACUGUAGCCAUAAUUCCCUUGAGACAUCUCAUGUCUCCAUGCAGCAAUAUGGCCAUGUGUCUUGGUGAUUUUAGGCUGUUAAGUAUGUUGCCCCAUGAAAGCCACUUUUCAAGACUUAGCCUUUGUCCUAAAUUAAAAUGUGUACACUUAGAUCUGUGCAAUAUAAGAUUUUAGUGGUUGCAAGUGAGUUCUGUACAUACCUUAUAAUGUGAAUAAUAUAUGAACGUCUAGCUUGUAUAAUGUAUGGUUUUAUUUCUGUUUUUAUUAUCAAUUUUAAGAUGUGUUUGUUUUUAAACCCUUUUGGAUUGUUUACAAAGACUACAAUCACAGCUUCAUGUGUUGAUUUUCAUUUAUUUGAUUUGUUUGAGGUUCCUCUCUCUAAGGACAGUGGCCAGCCCAUGCAGCAUGCCAACAUUAACCCUUUGCAUGCUGGGAAAUUUGUCGUCUGCUAAAAUGUUGUCUGCUGAAUUUCUAAAAUUAGCAUUUUCUUCGAUUUUUUUCAAAGAAUACUAUCAGAAUAGCAAACAGUUAGGAUCCUGAAGAGACACCACAUCUGGAUCCAAACUGUUUGCAAUGGCCUUCGAAAUUCGGUUCUAGCACUGAAAGAGUUAAACUGUCUGCACAUUUGGUAUCAAUAUACUUGUAGUUGAAAAAUUGGUUGAAUUGUUGUCUAUUAUCUGAAUCUUGACAGCAGAACAUUUGAACAUUCAGUUAUAUAACAAGAAUUUCAUGUUUAUUAUGUUCAGUGACAAUUUAUCAAUAAUGUCCAAUGGUUGUAUGUUGAAACUUGAACUAUGUGUCAUCAUUCAGUUUAUGUUCAGGUGUCUCACUAGCAUUUUGAAGUCCAAAAGGAAAAAAAGGAGUCCCAUUGAAUAUCGCAUACGUCUUCAAAUUUUCAGCAGAACAUCCAUUUAAAAAAAAAUUAAUAUAAAACAAUACAUAAUAUAAUUGUUAGUUUUAUUAUUGAAAACCCAAAUACAAAAUGUCCAUGAGGAAUCCCUCAUUAUAUUCUUUCUUAUGUUAAUUAAAUUAACAAAAUCAUGUAGAAAAAACAACAACAAAUAAACAACUAUGUGCUUGAAAGUGCUUUAUAUACAGUCAAACCUGAGAACAGCGGUCAGUCAAGGGAAAUGACCAGCAUGAACGUUGUCCAAAGGUGACCGUUGAAUUCAGAUCACAAUUUAUGCAUCUCGUUCAUUCAGUAAAUAAAGCUUCGCGAACUUUUUCCAGAUUCAAACAGUUUCAAACACUUGACUCGCUCCUCUAAUGUGAGGAACUUACGUUUACCACUCAUUGUUAUUCCGUGAUUUAUGAUUCCGAUUGCUUUUUAAAGUGUUGUGUACGCUAGAAAGUUCUUUUAAAGAAUGAUCCGAAAGUGUUAUUUUCAAAUCGAUACUCAAUGUUGUAAGUACAAUGUACUAAUUAGCGGUCAUUAAAUUAGCGAUAAUUACUUUAACCGUGUCACAAACUCUGAUAUAUUUUCUUUUGAAGAUACCCCCACAAAUAUCCCUGGCAAACAAACCGUCUCAACACCUUAUUAUUUGUUUACUCACAGCUGGCCGCUUUUAUAAUAUCAAUGACAAUUACUGCUAUCAGACGCUUUAACCGCAAAAUAGAUGGACAAAUAAUGUACUGUGUUUUUAAUUUUCGCGACUCGAGACGACUGACCGUUGAUUUCAGGUCAAACAUGAAUUUCGGAGUGGAAUAUAGUGGCCGUUGGCCGUUAUGGACAGGUGGCCUUUAAAUUUAAGUGUAAUAUAGAGUGUUUUUCGUAGGGGGGAUUCUAGACUGACCGUUGUCUGCAGGUGACCGGUAAAUUCAGGUGGCCGUUAGGUCAGUUUCGACUGUAUAGAGAAUAACAGGUUACUGCCUGAUCUUUUUGUAAUAUAACGGCAAAGCUUCCCGAGUCGUUAUUUUAUUGUUGCUGAGUUUGAUAUAUUACAAAAAGACCAGGCAGUAACCAGUUUUUCUGUUUAUCUACCUCUACGUCCCCAAUUCUAAAGAAAUAAUGAAAAAAUCACAAAAAAAUGCAGAUUUAGCAGGUAAGAAUAUGACUUAUGUCAUUUGACGUGAUAAUAACAUUAAAUCUGACUCGAUUUUACUUAAAAUGAUUACUUUAUAGUUGAUUCCGAGUAAUAUGACCAUCCUCCUUACAAGACUGAUAUAAGAACUUCCUGUUGACCAUGAUGUAAAAAAAUAUAUCCGGCAACGUUAUAUCAAUCAGAUACCAAUGCGGUGGUAUGAUAAAUUUACAUACACGUCCCACUUGUAUACAUUUACUUUUUUCCCUAUCAUAUUUCCAUUUAAAACAACAUUAAAACCAGUUAGGAAGUAAAAACUGUAAAUUUGAAACACAUCAGCAAGUGCCAAUUUCAUACGGCAUUAAUCAAUCUACAUUACUAGAAGCAUGCACAUACACGUACUGUCAAAUACAGAAUAAAUGGGAUAGUUCCAUAGAGGAUGGGGUUGAUUAGAUUAAUGGGAUUUUAACCCUUUGCAUGCUGGGAAAUUUUUCGUCUGCAAAAAUGUCGUCUGCUGAAUUUCUAAAAUUAGCAUUUUCUUAGAUUUUUUUUCAAAGAAUACUAUCAGAAUAGCAAACAGUUUGCAUCCUGAUGAGACGCCACAUUCUGUGGCGUCUCAUCUGGAUCCAGACUGUUUGCAAAGGCCUUUAAAAUUUGGUUCCCGCACUGAAAGGGUUAAACAGGUGUGAGGAAAUCAAUUGUGUUGUUGGCUUGAAUUUCAAUAGUUGGUUAAUGUAGAGGUAUUGUUUGUUAAGGGAUGGACUUCAAAAACCCACUUAUGCAAAAAGGUGUGUAAUGUGGACUCUCAAUUGGUUUCCAAAAAGUGUCAUUUGUCAAAUUUAUGCGUACAAAUAUGCUUGAUGAAGCGUUUCUUAGAGCCCUGAUGUUGCUGAUACGUUGUGUGCUUUAUUGUCCCCUACCGGUGAAACCGGAGGGGACUUAUGGUUUGAACUCCGUCUAUCUGUCAGUCUGUCACACUUUUCUGGAUCCUGCGAUAACUUUAAAAGUUCUUCAUAUUUUUUUUAAUGAAACUUGAAACAUGGAUAGAUGGCAAUAUGGAGAUAAUGCACAUCAUUUCAUUUUGUUCCUAGGUCAACAAAUCUGGUUGCUAUGGCAACAAAUAGAGAAAAAAAAAUGACAAUAAUGGAGUUUCACCGGUAGGGGACCAUAUUGCUUGGCAAUCUCUUGUUCAUCAUAUUUCUAUGUAAAUUAUUUCCAUUUUAGAAUUAGAAGAUUAAAGGCAUAAUUUUAAUUUUUUUUAGCUCACCUGAGCACAAAAUGCCCAUGGAAAGCUUUGUGAUGACCCUAUUGUCUGUUGUGCGUUGUCCAUCUUUAGCAAUAGGUUUGUGAACACUGUUAAAGCCUCUCACUUGUCCUUUUGACGGCUUUUCAGAGCUAGAAACUGGAUCUCAGGGUACAAACUAGGUUGCAGAAUGUUUAUCCACAUCAACAUGUCCACAAUUGAUUUUAUUGUUUGGACAUACGUAAUUAUCUUUGUUGAAUUUGUUUUUAUUUUCAUUUGGACUACCUUUUUUUCUGAAUUUUCUUAAUAUUGUUUGUUAAAACAUCACAUAUUUGUUAUUAUUAUGCUUACAGAUGUCAAUAAAAAUGUAAAAAAAAGUAUUUAAUAUGCUAUAAAUAAACAAUAUAAACAUUA